Messenger RNA from Pseudovirgaria hyperparasitica, 1360 nucleotides. RefSeq lists its product as uncharacterized. The transcript has 4 exons. The coding region runs from base 171 to 1142 and encodes 323 amino acids. The record is from RefSeq and is a predicted model, not a curated record. Lineage: Eukaryota; Fungi; Ascomycota; Dothideomycetes; Acrospermales; Acrospermaceae.
UGUGAGAUCACUUGUCGAAUGUGGGAAUUCGCGUCAAAAGCGGUCAUGGUUGGCUUGCAUGAACGAUCGAUUUAAAUGAGGCCUCUAUCUCCGUACACACAGAGUGCACGUAAACAUACUCACCUCCAGAUCUGCUUACAGAUUCACUGAAGCAACGCGCCACGCCGAGCAUGGCUUUGGAAUUCUCCAAUGAUGGAUUUAACGCCCUGUUCGGGGAGUUUGCAGACUUCACAUAUCCUCCAGCUUUGCAAGCUGAGAUUGCGAGCCGGCGCAGAACUCUGGGACAAUUGUUCUUCGACCGAAUGCUGCUCUCGAGCAAAGUGAAGCACGCGAAUUCAUAUCCUCCUCGCACAAACAAAGAUCUUCGGGCACUGUACAAUCGUGUUGGAUCGGCACCAGUCAACGAAACCCUCAAACAGUCGCUCAUAUACUACAUCUUGAAAGACGUUCAUUCAAAAAAUGAUCCCAGUGCUCUGGAGCAAUUUGUAGACACCUUCCACCUGCCAGCGAAGUACUGGCGCUGCGUGGAAGGUUUCUGGCUUCUGGACCACCUCGAAUGGAGUAAUGCAGUGGAUAGUCUUGUGCACCCAGCUGUUAUACCCCCGACCUUUCCGGAUGAAAUAUUACUGGCCCUCCUGUAUCAUGCUAAGGACGAACACCCUGACCUGCCCAUUGUAUACCACAAUACUAUUCACGCGCCGCUUGUCGCAACUGAGGUCCUUGACCUUUACUUCUCUCAUCUGGCUCAUAUAAGCGUGACAGAGGCAUUCGGCUUUCUUCGCAAUAGACCCGAAGACGAGCAGGAACACCUGUUGCACAUAUUGAUUCGACAAGGUCUCGCAGACUCCAGGGACAGUCCGCGAGCCAACAGAGGCGUAGAGCUAAUCGAACUCCCAUUCAGUGAAGAGGAAAAUACGAUAUUUGAGAACUACCUACUCGAAGGCAAUGGAAAGACCUAUCAUGGUGCACGCGACGCAGUAAUGGUGCGGAAGAUGGCCACUGGCAAGUUCCAGGAAGCUCUCACGAUAGCGAAGCAAUUGAAAGGUAGACGAAUCGAUGACAUGACAUGGGACCCGAUCAAGAGUGCCAUUUCACAAGGACUUGGACCGAGACAACGCGUCGAUGGAGCAAUGUUUCAUUAGUCCUUUACUUCUUCGAUCAUUCCGUAGGCACUUUCAUCCUCAAGCAUAGCGCGGCGUCCAGAUGAUGGGAAUAUAUUCGUAUUUGUUGUUAUCAUACCUUCUGUAAAAGACAACAUUCAAAAGAGCUGAGCGGAUGUAUAAUAGUUCAUGAGUAGAUAUCCCUGUCUGUUGUUACAACGUGCGUCAGAAGACGCUUCUAAACUCCGUGCAAUGCGUUC